Messenger RNA from Cyclopterus lumpus (lumpfish), 2136 nucleotides. It is a transcript of the gene casp8, whose product is annotated as caspase 8, apoptosis-related cysteine peptidase. The record is from RefSeq and is a predicted model, not a curated record. Bases 278 to 1771 code for a protein of 497 amino acids. Gene Ontology annotation, biological process: proteolysis; negative regulation of extrinsic apoptotic signaling pathway via death domain receptors. Lineage: Eukaryota; Metazoa; Chordata; Actinopteri; Perciformes; Cyclopteridae. The transcript is spliced from 12 exons. Gene Ontology annotation, molecular function: cysteine-type endopeptidase activity; protein binding.
AACUUGUUCCUCUGAAAGUGGAACAACCAAAGGGCGGAAGAACUGUUGCUAUCAAGUCUCGGUAGUAGUUAGUAUUUAAGAAUAUUUCGCUGCCAAAACAUUUCCCCCACUGAAUUACAGAAGACGGGUCUCUUCGCUUCUUGAACCUUCACCAACCAUUGCCCACUUUCCCUUUUGAACCUGCUGCUUGUCUCCAAUGUCGCUGCCUCUCUGAUAGCAUCGGCCUGUGGCGCAAGGAGCCGAGGACCAGGCCUGUGCUGGUGGGAGAGGGUCUGUGAUGGACCGGCUGAAGCUGUCUCGCAUAGACGAGGGGCUGGAGUCCUCUGAGGUGGCGUCUCUCUGCUUCUUGUGUCGAGAUGUUGUCAACAGGAAAAGCCAGGAGGGGAUCACGGAUGCGAAAAUGCUGUUCUCGAGACUGGAAGAAAAAGGUCUGCUGGCGAACGACUUGUUCCUUAUUCAGCUGCUUCAAACUAUCCGUCGAACAGAUCUCCUCAACCUCCUGGAGACGGACAGCAGGCCACCAGAGGAGGCCGACGCAAACCCCAUGCUGUCAGAAUACAGGGUGAUGCUGUACAAAGUGUAUGAGGACAUGACUCAGGGAAAUCUUGAAAAGAUGAAGUUUCUUUUGAGCAACAUGCUGAGCAAAAGACAGAUUGAGACAUGCAAUACGGCACUGGAUGUGUUUGCUGAAAUGGAAAAGAAUAGUUUGCUGUCAAACACAAAUCUUGAUGAGUUGCAUAAAGUGUUGCUGGAAAUGGAUCAACAACUGGCAUCGACAAUACAGCGCUACGUGAAAGGGUUAACCCGGAAGCCUCAAACCAGAGAGCCUCAUGUCAGCAUGGAUCAUCAGGUGGGCAACAACACCCCUCAGCCACCUGAAGCUAAUGAUGUGUCGAUAUCUGAAACUCAGCCUAGCAUUGGAGGAAUGAUCGUUUGCUCCGAUGCAGAACAAAAGUCCUCCCCUCUUCCUGAUCACGAAGACUACUACCCUCUGACUCAUAAACCACGUGGUUUGUGCGUGGUCAUCAAUAACGAGCACUUCACGGGAACAGAGCUGAAGAGCCGAAGAGGGACUCAGGAGGAUGAGAAGGCUCUGCGCAGAGUGUUCACCAACCUUGGCUUCACUGUGUUGGUACACAACGACUUGACUGCAGAAGCCAUGCGACAAGAGCUACGGAUGCUGGGCUCACGGAACUUUCUGGAUGAAGACGCAUUGGUGGUGUGCGUGCUUUCCCACGGAGAAAUGGGAUGCGUCUUUGGGACCGAUGAGCAGAAGGUGCACAUUCAAGAACUGAAACAGCCCUUCACCAGCAGAAGAGCACCCACCUUGGCCGGGAAGCCCAAACUGUUCUUCAUCCAAGCGUGUCAAGGAAGCAGCUUCCAGAGAGGAUCCAUGCCGUAUCCCCCGAGGCCACGGCAGGAGCAGGGGGACAAACAGAGUCGCCUGGAGGAAGACGCCGGUCCUGUGAACGGCGAGACUGUUCCCUGGGAGGCCGACUUCCUGUUGGGCAUGGCCACCGUGCCACAGUGCAAGUCGUUUCGAAACACCUCCACUGGCUCCAUCUACAUCCAGGAGCUGUGCACGCAGCUGAUGAGGUCAGCAGAAAGCUUGAAGAAUGAUGAUAUACUCACUGUGCUGACACGUGUGAACAACGAGGUCAGCAAAGGAGAAUAUUCAAAAUACAAACAAAUGCCAGAGCCCAAGUACACCCUCACCAAGAAGCUCGUCCUUGCAUAUAUGUGUGUUGGCCCGGACCACGCGGAAAGCUGAACAUGUGCCAGAUUUGCAGAGACCAGACUGUGUGUAUGAAUGUAGUUUUUUUUUAUUUCACUGUACAAUGGUUACAGCUGGUUUGAUGAGAUUGAAUGUCAGCAUCUGUGUAGUUAUCUUGAGAAUUGGAUGUCUCUUAAUUACAAAAUAUCAUGGCAUAUAUAAUGUUACCAAAGCCACUCUGAGAACAUUUCCUUUUUGAAAUGUUUAUGAUUAUUCCCCAAAUGAUUUAGCAACAUUGUGCUAUUUGAGAAAAGUGGCAUUUUAAAGGGAAAUUAACAUUAAUCUGCCCUUUAUUUGUAUUGCUUUUUGUAUGGAGUGAGAAAUAUAUAUUUAAAAAUAAAGUAGUAAGAUGGUGAAAAGUC